AUGGAAACAAAUGCAAUGAAUGAAGUAAGGAACGUUAGAGGCGAUAUGAGUUCUGAAACCAGGGAUCGCGUAACUCAGAUUUUGUACGACAUCAUUCAGAACAAUGAGGCCAAGUACCCUCAGACGCUUGCACGAGAGCUGAAGGAACACUGUGAUGACCAACUGAAGGGCACUUGGCACUGCCAUGUGGGCCCAAGUUUUGGAAGCUCUUUUCCCUUUGAAAAAGGUUCCUAUUACGCUGCAACUUACCGCGACCAAAAUAUUGUUCUUUACAAGUACGCACUGGAGAUUGAUAUCGAAUCAGUCAAGAGGGUUGCAGUCUUUUUCCUACAGCACAGCGAAUACCAAUCAUUGCUUGAGGAGUUCGACAAAACUGAAACGGCGGAAAGCAAGUGGAUGAAUACAAUGUCAGAUGAAUCUAUUGUCAAGAAUGUUGGAGGCGACAUGUCUAACUCAAAAAGAGAGGAAAUUACGAACUUUAUUACGCAGUACAUAAAAGAGGAUGAACAGAAUGCCACGUACCCGCAAAACCUCAGCCGACGAGUGAAGGAACAUUGUGACGCGAAAUACGGAGGAACUUGGUAUUGUCACGUUGGCCCCAGCUUUGGGAGGUUUGUAGCAAACUUUGCCUUUUUAGUAUUGUUGGAUUCCUUUUUUGGCCUAAAUAUUAACUGUGCAUUUAUCUUUAUUAUUUUACUGCUUUUGAAAUCAGAAUGUGAACAGUAG
Molecule: messenger RNA, 726 nt
Organism: Dibothriocephalus latus
Lineage: Eukaryota; Metazoa; Platyhelminthes; Cestoda; Diphyllobothriidea; Diphyllobothriidae
Source: the annotation of a GenBank genome assembly